Messenger RNA from Triplophysa rosa, 2407 nucleotides. RefSeq names its product protein phosphatase 4, regulatory subunit 2b (gene ppp4r2b). The record is from RefSeq and is a predicted model, not a curated record. Gene Ontology annotation, biological process: protein dephosphorylation. Bases 116 to 1375 code for a protein of 419 amino acids. Gene Ontology annotation, cellular component: cytoplasm; nucleus; protein phosphatase 4 complex. NCBI's taxonomy places the organism in Eukaryota, Metazoa, Chordata, Actinopteri, Cypriniformes, Nemacheilidae. Gene Ontology annotation, molecular function: protein phosphatase regulator activity. The transcript has 9 exons.
AAAUGUUCCCCUUUCCUCUUGUUCACUGAGCCCAACAGCAGCCAUCAGCUCCCUGAGCCCAACAGCAGCCAUCAGCUCUCGCUUUCCAGCAAGAGAUAGUGACAACAGCAGAGACAUGGAGAUAGACACUCUUCUGGAAGCCCUUAAAGAUUUUGACAAGAAGGGCAAGAAAGAAGUGUGUUCAGUGUUGGACCAGUUUUUGUGUCAUAUUGCCAAGACUGGGGAAACCCUCGUGUCGUGGUCUCAGUUUAAAAGCUACUUCAUAUUCAAAUUAGAGAAAGUAAUGGUGGAUUUCCGAGCGUCAGCUCCGGAGCAGAGAGAACCAGCUAACCCCAAUGUGGAGUCAGUUCCUUAUGAAGAAAUGAAGGACAGGAUCCUUAAGAUUGUCAGUGGAUUCAGCGGGAUUCCAUUUACCAUCCAGCGCUUGUGUGAGCUUCUCACAGAACCCAAGAGGAACUACACAGGAACAGAGAAAUUUCUCAGAGGUGUAGAGAAGAAUGUGAUGGUGGUCAGUUGCAUCUAUCCAGCAUCAGAGAAAAAUGGCUGCAGUGGAGUUAACAGAAUGAACGGGAUCAUGUUGUCUGGGAACGCAUCCGCUUUCACAGAGAGGAAAGUCAAUGGUCCAGGAACACCCAGGCCAUUAAACAGACAGAAACCUUCCGUGUCCAGUUCGCCAGCCACAAACGGCCUUCCGGACAGCACAGAAAACAAAGAUCCAAACUCAUCACAGGAACAUAGCAAAACAUCCAGUGAUGCAUCAUCAUCAGGCAUCGGUGGUACUCUCGGUAGCUCUCUUAAGAAUAAACAUCUAGAUGAUGGAGAGGAGGAGGGCAUGGAGGCAGAAGAACAUGAAGUAAAGAGACUCAAAUUCAACCAGGAGGAAAUAGAGGAUGAGGAUGAGCAUGUGGAGGUGCACAGAUCUACACCUAGCGAUAGUUCCUCGGAUAAAUCGGAGGAUGCCAACUCGCCCUCGUCCAUGUCGCAGGAGGCGAACGAAGAAGACGAGGGUAAUCUUUCUGCUUCAGCCAGAGGCAGUGAGGAUCAAGAACCUUCUAGCACACAGUCCGAGUGUACGGCUGCCGAUUCCCGAGAGGCUUUUGCCGAACGAGAGGUUCCCUGUGGCUCGGACUCUUCCGGUGAGGACCCCAGCGAAAUGGACCAAUCAGAGCAGAGAGCCCCUGCGGGGGUGGCGUCUAGCCCUGAGGUGAGGGAUGGGGAGGAGCCAAGCGAGCAGGUCAGCAGCAGCAGUAGCAAUGAUGAAAAUGCUUCUGGACCCUCAUCCAGCAGUAGUAGCGUAGACUCUCCCACAGAGGGCGACUCCGGGUCAGGGGCCCAAGACUCUGAAAGUGCAGAGGAGCCUAUGGAACAAGACUAAAGGCUUCCUGUACGACUGCGCUUUUGUGGAGAUUAAGACGACACACACUUAAGUGGCCUUGAAGGCUGUCAGAAGCAACACCCAACCUACCACCCUGCGCCUUCUGGUGGAGACUCAUCUUUUUCCAACUUUCCAAAAUGCACUCUUUAUGCAGAUGUACAUAGGAUUUUAUUUCUGAAGUGAAGGUUUUAACCGGAAUAGUUUUGUAUACAGUUUUUCCCCUCAAUUUCAUACGUGUUAUGGGUUUCUUCCUGUCUGUUGUUUUGGCUUAGCUCUCGUGAAGCUUCAGUUUGACUGACGGUGUUUGGAUACAUCUGUUUGACAUCAACCAUGACAUCACUAAACAGUUAAAACUUGAGUUUUAGGCCAGGGACGAGGUCAUGUUUUAUGUGCGAAGCUUUAGGUUGUCAGGCACAGUCUAGACCGUAUCUCCUCUAGAUUGGUGUGUUAAUAUUUUGGACACAGGAAGUGGAGUUUAUAGUCUUGCCCUAAGCAGUGAUUCUCUAUAAAGACUCGUAAAGGGCGACUGUUCAGAGAUUACGUUCCAAACCAAAACAAGCCAUAGCUGUCUUUGUUCUAUAAAACGAUUCAAACAGUAGCUUUGUUUUACUUUUUAACAUGUAUUCCUUCUAGUUCUUUGUGUUGUGUUUAACUGACAGAGGUUGUUGAAUCCUUCUUUCACCCUCUUCUACCAUGCGUUUUAUGACAGAUUCAUAACUGCAGAUUUCAUGAUUCACAUUAAUUUAUACCGGCGUUUCAAUCUGUUGUGUUAGAAAGCUGUUUUGUUAAUAAUGACUGCAGUCAUUCAUGACAGUUUAAUCCCAGGUUGUCUCGCUGACUGUUUCGCAGCCGUACGUUUUUGAUAUUUAGAAUUUUUUUAAUUUCUGUAAAGUAGUGUUUUGUAGACCUUUUGUGUUUUCUGCCUUUUGUGCAUCCAUAUAUAAUUGUAUAAUUCUUUUCCGUGUAUACUGAAUGCGUGUGAUUUCAAUACAGUAUUCAGAAGAAGCAAUAAAUGUUAUUGUUUUAAAUGUU